AUGCUAUUUGUAUUCUACUGUUUUGUUCUUACCGUUUUGGCUUCCCUAAUACCAGAAGGAGAAGGUCAGAUUUUCCUACAAUUUUGUCCUAACUCAUGUCUGAGUACUAGUUAAAAGUUUACCGAAUCUUUCUGUUACAUUUUUAUUAUCCUUGUCAAUAUAACUUGAGCUUUGAGAUAUGCAUACAAACUUCUUCCCAAAAUAUUUAAGAUAAUGAACUAAUUUUAACCAAGUUUCGCUCUAAACAGGCAUAAGACAACCCUCAUAUUUCAUAAGAAGUUCAGACUAAAAUACUAGGGAACAUGGGUUGUGGGAAAGUUUACUUCAAAGUAAUUAAUCAGGUCUCCGCAAUGUUUUCUAUAAACGUUCUCGACUGUUUGACACGGCACAAUGGAUAAGUUGACUACAAGCAGAUCUACGAACUUUAAAACAAGUGGAAAGUCUUGUUCAACUCAACUGAAAUGGCUCGGCCGGAUCAAAGGAAAGCUUGAAACAGAAGUGCAACUUUUCAAGUUAUUUCAUAACUACAGUCUCUUAAACUAGAAUAGUGUUUCGUGGAAAAGAAUUCAAAAGAGAAGAAAAAGCUUCAGAGCUUUUAACUUUGGGCUGUAACAUGUUGCAUAAAAACUUGACCUUUUUGGUAAAAUGUGGCUCUAAAGUUGAUCCUUAAGUUGAUUCAAAUAUUAUAAUCCUAUAGAUCGAUGACUUUGUGGAUUGCGGGGAGCCUCUACAGAAAGGAUGCUCUACAUGCAUAUAUACAUAAAUUCACACAUACAUUCAUUGUACUUCCUAAAAAGGGCUUUUUAACCUAAACAGGUGGUUCUCAAGGAAAAUUUUACGCAGUCCUGUUUGAUCAAAGUUUAGAUUGUUGACCGUCCAUUCGAGGAGUUUCUCAGCGUAUUUAAUUUUCAAAAUUAACGCCGUCAGGUUUUUCAGUUUCUAAAAGCGUGAAAACAAAGGUGGCAAACACCACCUUGUUUUUUUUGUUUUGAUGGAAAUAAAUGUGUUUUUUUAAAUGUUUUUUUUAGAGGUGUUUUCAACUCCUUGAGUUAUACGUCAGCGAGUUUAAUUAUCUCUCGCUGAUAACACUCAGUAUGGUCGAAAUCUGAAGUCACGCUACACAACAACACACUUACACUUUUCAUGAAUUGAGUUUUUUAGCCGAGAGCAAACAAAAGCUCCCCGAAAACGUUCUGAUAGUAACGAGCUAAACAUCUUCAGACGAGAUUGCCAUUUUUACGUGAUAAACACGAAUUACUCUACAUAUCAACAAGGGUUGAUCGUAGACUUCGGCGUCGAUUGAUCGAUGGAUCAUAAUAGGUGAUCGCAUAAAAAAGAAUUUAAAAAUUGCCCUGAUCAUUCGGAACAAUAUUUAAAACCACUCCACUGGUGUUAUAGGCCAGACAAAAAACCCAACUCCAAAUUAAAGCAAUAAUUCAGGAAUGACACUGCUCUAAAGUUCCAGUUUAAGUAAAAGUUCCUAGUACUACAUAGCAACUUUCUAACUUGAUAGAUUUUUUUCUCCAGGUAAUUGCCGCAAUUUAAAGUUUACCAGUUUUCCUAAACUUGGCUACCGGUUGGAGAAUCACACGGUUCGAACUAUUGACGUUGUCAACGAGGAUCUCUGCAUGUUUCAAUGCUACCUGGAACCUAACUGCGUCAGUUAUAACUUCUGUGAGAUAAACCAGUCGUCUGGAAAACAUAAGUGUGACCUAAAUAAUGCGACUAUUGAACACGGUGAAGGCCUGGUGGAAUACAAAAGUUGUAUUUACCGCGGAGCAGAGGUGAGAAAGAAUUCUAUGGGCCAAAAGUAAUAUUCCUUGUCCAAGAAAGCUUUGUUACCGCACCAGUGGAUACCUCAGCCUCUCUAACCUGUUAAAUACCCGCUUGCAUCGGGAAAAAAUAAACACAUGCGAGGGAACUGUCAUGCCUGCAAAAUCAGUAUCAUUUUAAGUUUCUCUCUUCCUUUCCUUCCUAAGAAUGCUUGUAAGAAAAAUCCUUGCAAGAAUAACGCAACAUGCCAAGCUGGGUUUACAGACAGAGACUAUCAGUGUUUGUGUGUUGAUGGAUCUGGAUUUAAAGGCCAUGAUUGUGAUGAGGGUAAGGAAUCUUAUACUUUUAUUAAGGCAGAAACAUGAUGCAUAAUUGAUAAGCUCAGCACGCCCCUCCCUUAAAUUGAAGUUCUCUAAGGUGAUUGGGCAGACUUAUUUAAAAGGGAUGAGAUCAAACAAUGGCGAACACCUCAAUAGUUUGAUAGACACAGAACAUCGCAGUUGAAAGCCUUUGCCUUUGCCUUUCAUGACUUGCGAGAAGAAUAAUCCAGAAUGGCACAAGUUAUUCAAAAUACAAAAGAGGGCUUACAUAUGAACAACUUUGUUGCUUCUCAUGGUUUGUCUUGGAAAGGGAUUCAUUAAUCAUUCUUGUUUUUCACCUAAUUCAGUCUCAAUUUUUUUUAACGCGAUUUCUUACCCGCCAUCUAAGCGAACAAACUAUAAUCCAUCAGUUUCCUUUCUUACGAAACGAAUGUCAACAAAACUGUGUAAAAAGUUUACGCAAAGAUCACACGUGACUAGUAUCUAGAUAAAAACAUAAAAAAAUGAAAAUCUUUAAGGAAACCAACUUAGAUAAAGUCCAUCGUCCUACUCUUUCCAUUUAUAGACGUAGACGAGUGCUUGUCUGGUAAACAUAGCUGUGAGGGUAAUACGACAUGCAACAAUACCCUGGGAUCUUAUAAGUGCACAUGUAAAGAUGGAUUUCAAGGAAAUGGAACUAAAUGCACAGGUAACUAGUUCUGACAUAUUCGUACUCCGUCUUUUAUCUUUAGUUUUUCAGAUUAGUUGGAAAAACGGUCUCAUUAACAUUAUUUUUCUUUUAUCUAGAUGAGUGUAUGAACGGAACACACCACUGUAAUGUAAAUACCAAGUGUAACAAUGCAACGGGGCGCAUUUUACAUAUGAUCUAG
Molecule: messenger RNA, 2962 nt
Organism: Pocillopora meandrina
Lineage: Eukaryota; Metazoa; Cnidaria; Anthozoa; Scleractinia; Pocilloporidae
Source: the annotation of a GenBank genome assembly